Messenger RNA from Gracilinanus agilis (Agile Gracile Mouse Opossum), 4351 nucleotides. RefSeq names its product collagen type VI alpha 1 chain (gene COL6A1). The record is from RefSeq and is a predicted model, not a curated record. Bases 223 to 3339 code for a protein of 1038 amino acids. Lineage: Eukaryota; Metazoa; Chordata; Mammalia; Didelphimorphia; Didelphidae. The transcript is spliced from 35 exons.
AAGAGCUCCGGCGGCUAAGCCAGCCCGGCCGCCCGCUGCCCUCCUCCUCCUCCUCCUCCUCCUCUCCUCCGGCUCUCCGGCUCUCCCUUGCCGCCCCCGGAGCUCCGGGAGAGCGCGGCGCGCCAGGAGGGGCAGCGGCGGCUGGGCGCGGGGGGUUGAGGGGAGCCGCGCCCCGGAGGAGGCAGAGGCCUCGGGCGUUCUCCGUCCCUCGAGGCGGGCAGAAUGAGGCUGAGAAGCGGCGGCAGCCGCCCGGGCCCCCGGCUCUGGGCCCCGCUUCUCCUGGGCUGUUUGCUCGGCAGCUGGGCGGCCGCUCAGGACCUCUCCCAGAACGCCGUCGCCUUCCAAGACUGCCCGGUGGACCUCUUCUUCGUGCUGGACACGUCGGAGAGCGUGGCGCUGCGGCUCAAGCCCUACGGAAGCCUCGUGGACCAAGUGAAGGACUUCACCAACCAGUUCAUCGACAACUUGGUGGACAGGUACUAUCGAUGUGACCGGAAUCUGGUGUGGAACGCAGGAGCUCUCCAUUACAGCGACACUGUGGAGCUCAUCCAGGGGCUGACCUCCAUGCCCAGUGGCCGGGACACCCUGAAGGCCAAUGUGAGGGGCGUGAAGUACAUUGGCAAAGGCACCCACACCGACUGUGCCAUCAAGAAGGGGAUUGAGGAGCUGCUCGUCGGGGGGUCCCACCUGAAGGAGAACAAGUACCUGAUCGUGGUGACCGACGGGCACCCCCUGGAGGGCUACAAGGAGCCCUGCGGUGGCCUGGAAGACGCCGUCAAUGAGGCCAAGCACCUGGGCAUCAAGGUCUUCUCGGUGGCCAUCACCCCGGAUCACCUGGAGCCACGGCUGAGCAUCAUUGCCACGGACCACACGUACAGGCGGAACUUUACCGCGGCUGACUGGGAUCUCAACCGUGACUCCACAGAGCUGAUCAAGGAGACCAUCGACACCAUCAUCAAGAUGAUUAAAGACAACGUGGAACAAGUGUGCUGCUCUUUCGAGUGCCAGCCUGCCCGAGGCCCUCCUGGACAGCGGGGUGAUCCUGGCCACGAGGGAGAAAGAGGAAAGCCCGGUCUUCCUGGAGAGAAGGGCGAAGCUGGGGAGCCCGGAAGGCAAGGUGAUCUCGGACCCGUGGGUUACCAAGGAAUGAAGGGAGAAAAAGGGACUCGGGGAGAAAAGGGCUCCCGAGGACCCAAGGGCUACAAGGGUGAAAAGGGCAAGCGAGGCAUCGACGGGAUCGAUGGGCAGAAGGGCGAAAGCGGAUAUCCCGGCUUGCCAGGCUGCAAGGGCUCCCCGGGGUUCGAUGGAGCAGAAGGACCUCCAGGGCCCAAGGGAGACCCAGGCUCUUUUGGACCAAAAGGAGAAAAGGGUGCCCCCGGAGAGGACGGAGAACCUGGAAGGCCAGGAAACACGGGGCUCCCGGGAGAGGAGGGUCAGCCGGGAGAGCCGGGCCCCGCCGGAGAGAAAGGAGAGCAGGGCGACGAGGGCAAUCCUGGACCCGACGGCCCCCCUGGAGAAAGGGGCGGCCCCGGGGAACGCGGACCUCGAGGAACCCCUGGAGUUCGGGGGCCCAGAGGAGAGCCGGGGGAGCAGGGGCCCCAAGGUGACCAAGGCCGAGAAGGACCUGUCGGAGUCCCCGGAGACCCAGGCGAGGCUGGGCCCGUCGGACCAAAGGGUUACCGAGGAGACGAGGGCCCUCCGGGAAGCGAGGGUCCUAGAGGACCUGCAGGCCUCACGGGCCCCCCAGGAGAUCCUGGUUUGAUGGGGGAAAGGGGCGAAGAUGGGCCCCCCGGGAACGGAACAGACGGCUUCCCAGGCUUCCCGGGAUAUCCAGGGAGCCGGGGCCCUCCUGGCGUAAACGGCAGUAAAGGCUAUCCCGGCGUCAAGGGAGACGAAGGAGAGGCCGGCGACCCCGGGGAGGACAACAACGACAUUUCGCCACCAGGAAUGAAAGGAGCCAAAGGAUACCGAGGCUCGGAAGGCCCCGCGGGACCCCCAGGACCCACAGGGCCUCCAGGACCAGAUGAAUGUGAAAUCCUGGACAUCAUCAUGAAAAUGUGCUCUUGCUGCGAAUGUAAGUGUGGCCCCAUCGACAUCCUCUUCGUGUUGGACAGUUCGGAGAGUAUCGGCCUUCAGAACUUUGAGAUCGCCAAGGACUUCAUCGUCAAGGUGAUCGACAGGCUGAGCAGAGACGAGCUGGUCAAGUUUGAACCUGGCCAGUCCCAUGCAGGUGUUGUCCAGUACAGCCACAACCAAAUGCAGGAGCACGUGAGCUUGAGCAACAACAACAUCCAGAACGCCCAUGACUUGAAAGAGGCAGUAAAGAAACUCCAGUGGAUGGCCGGAGGCACCUUCACUGGGGAGGCCCUUCAGUACACCAGGAAUAACCUGCUGCCCCCCACCCAGAAUGAGCGGAUCGCUCUUGUCAUCACGGACGGGCGGUCGGACACGGAACGAGACACGACUCCUCUGACCGUGCUCUGUGGAGCAGACGUCGUGGUGUUUUCCCUGGGCAUCAAGGAUCUCUUUGGGGGCAGCGCAAGCCCAGAUCAGCUGAAUGAAAUUUCCUGCCAAGGCCAAACCAGCUCCCCAGGGAAAAGGACAGGCAUAUCCCUCGUCAAGGAAAACUAUGCCGAGCUCCUGGACGACAACUUCCUGCAAAACAUCACCACCCAAAUCUGCAUCGAUAAGAAGUGCCCAGACUACACCUGCCCAAUCCAAUUCACGUCUCCCGCAGACAUCACCGUGCUGGUGGACAGCUCCGCCAGUGUGGGCAAGCACAACUUUGAGACCACCAAGCGCUUCGUGAAGCGGCUGGCUGAGCGAUUCCUCACGGCUAACAAGGCCGACCCCUCUCACGACAUCCGCUUCUCGGUGGUCCAGUACAGCGGCAAAGGCCAGCAGAGGCCGGAGACGCACUCCCUGCAGUUCCUCCAGAACUACACGGUGGUCGCCAGCAACAUCGACAGCAUGGGCUUCAUGAACGACGCCACCGAUGUGAACGACGCCAUUCGCUACGUGACCGCCUUCUACCGGCGAGCCUCCUCGGACCGCGCCAAGAAGAAGGUGCUCCUCUUCUCUGACGGGAACUCCCAAGGGAUCACCGAGAGCGCCAUCGAGAAGGCCGUGCAGGAGGCCCAGAGAGCGGGCAUCGAAAUCUACGUGCUGGUGGUGGGCCGGCAGGUCAACGAGCCCAACAUCCGCGUCCUGGUCACGGGCAAGACCACCGAGUAUGACGUGGCCUACGGGGAGCGUCACCUCUUCCGGGUGCCCGACUACCAAUCUCUCCUCCAGGGGGUCCUCUACCAGACAGUCUCCAGAAAGAUUUCCAUCGGCUGAGGAAGGAGGAAGGAGAACUUCCCCCCACCCGAGAGGGCCCGCCAUGUAGUCUUGUCCCCGGCCUGACCCUCUCCCCCCGACCCUAAAAACAGAAACGCAAAUGUGACUUGGCGUCUUCUCGACUUCCCAACGGACGGAUCCUAGAGAGGGAGAAAGAUCGAGAAGCUGAGCUCGCCCCCUCCGGGCCCCUGGUGGAUAGCGCCCCCUCUCUAGCUCUGCGUGCGAGCCCCUCGGCAGGGACCCUUCUCAUCCCCGUCUUUAGCCAGCGCCAGCUUUCACAGCAAACUCCCCACCUGUCGACCAUCAUCUUCUCAUGCCCAAAGCAGGAAACUUGCCGUGGGCAAAGGGGCCGAGGGCCAACGUUCCCCGACGUGGCAUGUUCUCUCCUGAGAGACUCGACUGUCCCGGCGUGGCUCGGCCAAUGUUUUCUUGGGGAGAGAGUUGGCUGCCGAGGAUGCCCUGAUCCAGCCCUUCCUGGGAAGUUCUUGCCACUUACCCUCCCGCGCUGUAGGGUUCAUGGAACCCCCCUGGAGACCCCAACCAUCCGGAAGGCCCGUGCCAAGGGCAAAGCCGGCCCAGUGAAAGCAGGGAACAGAGAAGCCAAAGCUUGCACGGCUGCCAGGCAGUUCUCUGCACUCAAGGCGGCUUUUCUUAGAAACGUCCGUCUCUUGCCGGUGCUUUCUUCUCCCGACCUUUCAAGGCACAGAGCGGGGCACAUUGGCAAGGCGUCGCGUCAGCCAUAGAAAUCAGGUGCUAGUCCAACCCUCCGUGUUUACAAUGGCAGUUCCCAGCAAUUGGCUCCAGACUCUGGGCUCGCCCAGAGCCACUCGGCAUCCCUGUGGGGCUCAGCUCUAGCACGACUUCCUUUCUUGCUUCUUCUCUUGAAAAAUGCCCCCCGCUCGGACGGCCCAUCCCCUGAGACGUGGCGGCCCAGCGCCCGUUGUUCCUCCGCCAGUCCAGCCGUUCCUUUGGGCCCGGCUCCAUCCUUUGUCCAAUAAAUGUUUUUCCACAA